UUAGAAAUACAUUGAAAUUAUAUAAAUUUCAACUAUAAAUAUUGUAAUUUUAUGGUCUGAUACAAUUUAAGCUAAUUAUAACCCCAUUCAUUUCAAUAAAAAUAACAUUUGUUUUUUAAAAAUUUGAAAAUUAGCCCAACACCCAAAUAAAUAUGAAGGCUAAAAUGGGAGUUUCUCCCAACUCUUGUGCCAAAAGCUGUCAUUGAUUCGUAGCUGACCAUUUCAGAACUAUCCAUACCGAUCAAUGAACUCAUCAAGAAUCUCCAUUCGGCCGUUCAAUCUUUCCGACGCCGACGACUUUCUCCGAUGGGCCAGCGACGAAAGAGUAACCCGCUAUCUCCGAUGGAACACGAUAACCUCCAAAGAAGAAGCAUUAACUUACAUAGAAAAGGUCGCAAUUCCCCAUCAAUGGCGCCGGUCCAUAUGCCUGGACGGCCGUUCCGUCGGGUACGUUUCGUUCAAGCCAGAAUCGGAGGAGAAAUGUAGAGCGCAUAUCAGUUAUGCGGUGGCUGCGGAGCACUGGGGACAAGGGAUAGCCACGAUAGCACUGAGGGCGGCGAUUCCGACGGCGCUGAGGGAGUUCCAGGAGGUUGUUAGGGUUCAGGCGAUGGUUGAGGUGGAAAACGAGGGAUCGCAGAAGGUUUUGGAAAAAUUGGGGUUUUGUAGAGAGGGGGUGUUGAGGAAAUACGGAUUUUGUAAGAGCGAAAUUCGGGAUUUGGUUGUUUUCAGCUUUUUGAGAACUGAACAAUUCAUGUGAUCCAAUUUGGAUGGAUAAUGAUAUAAUCUUAAAUAAUUAUUUAAAAUA
This is a messenger RNA of Cucumis melo (muskmelon), 805 nucleotides long. RefSeq lists its product as uncharacterized. The record is from RefSeq and is a predicted model, not a curated record. Gene Ontology annotation, molecular function: acyltransferase activity, transferring groups other than amino-acyl groups. The coding region runs from base 245 to 757 and encodes 170 amino acids. The transcript has a single exon. NCBI's taxonomy places the organism in Eukaryota, Viridiplantae, Streptophyta, Magnoliopsida, Cucurbitales, Cucurbitaceae.